This is a messenger RNA of Nicotiana tabacum (common tobacco), 646 nucleotides long. The record is from RefSeq and is a predicted model, not a curated record. NCBI's taxonomy places the organism in Eukaryota, Viridiplantae, Streptophyta, Magnoliopsida, Solanales, Solanaceae.
AUGAAGCCGAAAAUCGAAGGCUUACUGAGGAGAAAUGACUUCAAGCUUCUCAUCGAGCAGAGGGAAGAAGAAGCAAAAGGACUUCAGGCCGAGUUAGAAGCGGCUCAGAAAGAACAAACCGAUUUGUCCGAGCAGCUUCGUGUUGAAGUGGGCGUAGUGAAAGUGGAGGCCGAGGAGUGGAAAAGGAACAUAGAUUGCCUUGCCUCAGAAAAGGAGGCCGCCCGAGCUCAACUGGCUUCGGCUGAGACCCAACUCCGAAGUUUGAAAGAGAAAGCCUCGGUGCAAGCCAAGAAAAUUGGGGAGUUCCAGUCUCGGUUGGGUUCAGUAACUUCUGAUCGAGAGAGACUGGCCAUAGAGCUUGCAGCGGCCAAAUCGGAGGUCGAGAUAACCAUGGCUAAUGUUGAUGCCAUAGUGGCCGUCUACCGGUCUGAUGCUGAAGUUGCUCAGGUUCGAGCAAAGGAGGUUGCUGAGGCUGCUCAGGCUCGAGAAAACUGGGUUGCCGAGCAUGCUAAAUGCCAAUCUCGGAGGGAGACUCUAGAGAAGAUCCACACUCGUGGUUUUGAUCUUACAGCCGAGAUCGAGAAUGCUAAGGAGCUUGAAGCCGAAGCGAGAGUGUUGGCCUUUCCUGAUGAUGAUGAUACCGGGA